AUGGAUGGGAUCCAAACUGAGGAAAAAAGACGUAUAUCAUGCAUUAUUGCUGUUACUUGCUGGAUUAUUUGGAAAACAAGGAAUCGUUUUGUUUUUUAUCAAUGCAAACCACAACCUCUUUUGGCCAUCAAAACCAUUCUUUCUCAAGUGAAGGAGCUAGUUGCAUUGAAUAACAUAAGGAGUGUGAGGAGGUUUUGUGAAGGACCCUCUACAAAUCCUACCUCUUGGACCUCACCAAAUGCCCAUGUUAUUAAAGUUAACUUUGAUGCUGCUUGGUUGGCAUCCUCUGGCAAAGCUGGAGCUGGUCUUAUUGCACGAAAUGCCAAUGGUGAGUUCGUGGGAGCAAAAUGCCUAUCUUUUCACCCGGAAUUUGCGAUCAUGGCUGAGGCAACUGCUGGUUUGGAAGGUUGCAAAUGGGCAGCUGAGUUGGGCUUAUCUGAGGUUUUCUUUGAAUCUGACUCCAAAGAACUGAUUGAGAGUGUGAGAGGAAACAUAAAGCGUGGAAGAUGA
Messenger RNA from Prunus mume (Japanese apricot), 510 nucleotides. Lineage: Eukaryota; Viridiplantae; Streptophyta; Magnoliopsida; Rosales; Rosaceae. The record is from RefSeq and is a predicted model, not a curated record.